This is a messenger RNA of Papaver somniferum (opium poppy), 696 nucleotides long. RefSeq names its product zinc finger protein GIS2-like. Bases 1 to 696 code for a protein of 231 amino acids. Lineage: Eukaryota; Viridiplantae; Streptophyta; Magnoliopsida; Ranunculales; Papaveraceae. The transcript has a single exon. The record is from RefSeq and is a predicted model, not a curated record. Gene Ontology annotation, biological process: negative regulation of abscisic acid-activated signaling pathway.
AUGGAGGAUUUUGAUCCUGCUUUGUACCAUAACUUCCUGAAAAUGCCUUCUGAUGAAACAGAUCAUUAUCACCUUCAGCUUUCGAUGCAGACCAAUCACAACAACGCUAGCAAAACAAGGUAUAAGAAAUCGUCAGUAGAAGCAGUACAACAGCAACCAAACAAGGUUUUCUCAUGUGUUUACUGUACACGUCAGUUCUUGACUUCUCAAGCCUUGGGUGGUCAUCAGAAUGCUCAUAAGAGAGAAAGGGCUGCUGCUCGUAAAGCCCGCGAUGCUGCUAAGACUACUCGUUUAGAUACUAAUCACCAUUUUCAACAACAGUACUACUUACCAGAACCACCACCACCGCCAAUAAUAUCAGAACCACCAACUCCGCCAUCAUCAUUAUCUUCACCACCACCAGUAAUUUAUGACCAGUACCCUUCAUUUCAUCAGCAGCAACAACAGUCUUAUUGGUUUAUUAAUCAUCACCAAGUACCUAUUACUGAAAAUCCUGACUGUUUUGUUAAUAAUAAUAAUAAUAAUAAUAUCAUUUAUCAAAACGGAUAUUAUUACACUGUUCAUGACUCAGUCUCUCCUGUCUGCUCUGGUUGUUAUGAUUGUGAAGAUCAUACCCUUAUUCCUCACAGCAGCAACAACAACAACAUUGAUAACAUCCAUGAAACCGGAGAUAUCGAUCUUACCCUUCGUUUAUAG